GUCCCCUCCUGGUGCCCUCCCGGCGCGCGGCAGAGGCCGGCAGGUGCGUGCAGACGCCGACCGUCAUGGAGCACAUCCGCACGCCUAAGGUUGAAAAUGUCCGCCUGGUAGACCGAGUAUCUUCUAAAAAAGCGGUCCUAGGGACUUUGUAUUUGACAGCUACUCAUAUCAUAUUCGUGGAAAAUGCAUCUGACACAAGAAAAGAAACGUGGAUUCUUCACAGUCAGAUUUCUACGAUUGAAAAGCAGGCAACGACUGCUACUGGAUGCCCUCUGCUCGUUCGCUGCAAGAACUUUCAGAUUGUACAGCUGGUCAUACCACAGGAGAGAGAUUGUCACGAUGUGUAUGUCUCUCUGAUACGCCUCGCAAGGCCAGUGAAAUACGAGGAGUUGUACUGCUUUUCAUUCAACCCCAAGCUCGAUAAAGAAGAGAGAGAACAAGGCUGGAGGCUGAUUGACCUAGGUGAAGAGUACAAGCGGAUGGGCCUUCCUAAUAGCUGUUGGCAGCUCAGCGAUGUGAAUAGAGACUACAGAGUCUGUGACUCAUACCCCUCGGAACUGUAUGUUCCCAAAUCGGCCACGGCACACAUCAUCGUGGGGAGUUCCAAAUUCCGGAGUAGACGGCGAUUUCCUGCCCUCUCUUACUACUAUAAAGCUAACCACGCCUCCAUCUGCCGCAGCAGCCAGCCCCUGUCCGGCUUCAGUGCCCGGUGCCUGGAGGAUGAGCAGAUGCUGCAGGCCAUCCGGAAAGCCAAUCCAGGAAGUGACUUCAUUUACGUCGUGGACACUCGGCCUAAACUGAACGCGAUGGCAAACCGCGCUGCAGGGAAAGGCUACGAGAACGAAGACAAUUACUCCAACAUCAAGUUUCAGUUUAUCGGGAUAGAGAACAUCCAUGUCAUGAGGAACAGCCUGCAAAAAAUGCUGGAAGUGUGUGAGCUUAAAUCUCCCUCGAUGAGUGAGUUCCUGUGGGGACUGGAGAACUCUGGCUGGUUAAGGCACAUCAAGGCCAUCAUGGAUGCAGGAAUCUUCCUCGCAAAGGCAGUUUCCGAGGAAGGAGUAAGCGUGCUUGUUCACUGUUCUGAUGGCUGGGAUAGGACGGCACAGGUGUGCUCGGUGGCCAGCCUCCUGCUGGAUCCUUACUACCGGACUCUGAAGGGCUUCAUGAUAUUAAUUGAAAAGGACUGGAUUUCCUUUGGUCAUAAGUUUAAUCACAGAUACGGCAAUCUAGAUGCUGACCCAAAGGAGAUCUCCCCAGUGGUUGACCAGUUCAUUGAAUGUGUCUGGCAGCUGAUGGAACAGUUUCCCUGUGCCUUUGAGUUCAAUGAGAGGUUUCUGAUUCACAUCCAACAUCACAUUUAUUCCUGCCAGUUCGGAAACUUCCUAGGUAACAGUCAGAAGGAGAGACAAGAACUCAAAGUUCAGGAAAGAACCUACUCUUUGUGGGCUCACCUGUGGAAGAAUCGAGCCGACUACCUGAACCCUCUGUUUAGAGCUGAUCACAGUCAGACCCAGGGAACACUUCCUCUUCCCACGACACCAUGCAACUUCCUGUACAAGUUUUGGAGUGGCAUGUAUAACCGCUUUGAAAAGGGGAUGCAGCCCCGACAGUCAGUUACAGAUCACCUUAUGGCAGUGAAGGAGGAGACGCAGCAGCUGGAGGAGGAAUUAGAGAUUCUAGAAGAAAGGCUGGAAAAAAUCCAGAAAGUCCAGUUAAAUCGCACUAAAGUGAAGAGUAAGCCGAGUGAGCCCAGCAGACACUCAGGGUUUUCCACCUCAGACAACAGCACGGCCAACACGCCGCAGGACUACAGUGGAAAUGCGAGAUCAUUUCCGUCCAGGAGCCCCUCACAAGGAGACGAGGAUUCCGCUCUGAUCCUAACCCAAGACAACUUGAAAAUCUCGGACCCAGACCUGUCAGGCAACAGUGAUCAGGAGUCCGGGGUGGAGGACCUGAGCUGCCGGUCUCCAAGCGGUGGGGAGCGUGCGAGCGAAGACAGCAGCAAGGACCGGGAUUCUGACGAGGCAGUGUUCCUCACGGCGUGAAGCUUCCCCUUGAGGUUUCAGAAUAAAAGACACACAACAAACACUUCCAAAAAUAAGGGAACCGUGCAAUUUACAAUGAAAACUCUCUCAAGAAAGGGACCGUGUCAUCAGGAAUGAUAAACUGUAGCUAUAAAAAGGGAAAAGAUGGCCAACUUUUGGUUUCGUUUGCUGUUGAAGAACAGGAAAUAGCCAUUUCUCUCAUCAAAUGUAAGAAAAUUAUUUCAGAACUCACUCCAGACUCUUGAAAAUCUUCUUUGCCGUGGCGCAGUUACUUCUACCACCAUCUGAGGUUACAGAAGAAACCUCCCUUGUCAUAGCGCGCAUCCACUCACAGGGCCCUAAGCCCUUUCUGUUCUACCAUUAUCAUCUUCAACUUCCCCCGUAUCUCAUCUCCAGAUCUGUAUUUUGUUUUCUGAAACAUCUGACAUUAUCUUCCUUUCUGACUUUAGCAAUAUUUUUAUAAACAGAGCACAUUGUUGAGAUGCAUCCUUUGUGGUUACAGAUAUAUCCUUGUAAUUGAGGAGCUCUGUGAUUGCUUAAGCUUAUGUUGCGGGUUUAAUAAUCAUGUUUACCAUUCCUUAGAUAAAUAUUUGCAUUGUUACAAUAAUUUUGUUGCUUUUCUCUGAACCUCUCCUGUUACUCAUCAUUUAAAAAAUGCUAAGACUUGUGACUUUUUCUUUAACAGGGGUCUAACACCUAAUAAAGUAAAAGCAACCUUCGCUCUCUGGUUCUUACAUCUGAAUUCAGAUGAUAUUAGCUUUAUUAAUAACAACUUCUAUUACUGUUCCAGAGAUGACAACUACCAAGACCUUGUGGGCCAACCACCAGCCGGACCCCUGAAGACUAACAACGUGAAGCAGCUCACAGGGUAAAAUUUCAAGGAAGGAAAAUCCCGGUUAAGAACUAGAAAAUGGUUUAAUUAACAUUAGUAACGUCUGAUGACCACUGACUGCUGAAAGUCAUGAGUUUUUGUUUGGCUAAAAUGCACAUCUGAAGCUGAAUCAUGCCCUGUCUUAUUAUCAAACAUGGGACUUUACUGGGUUAACUAAACUUCUGAUCUGAAGAAACAGUGGCAAGAAUUUGCUGUUUGGACAGAGAUAAAUAAUAUUCACACUGUAUGCUUUUAAAAUAGUACAUUCUAUAAUAUGAAGGAUUUAGAUUUAACUUUUACCAUGUACAUCAAUAUUUUGAACGUGUGAAAUUCUUUUAUAGGAAAAUGUGUUAGAUUUUACUGAAAUGGGAACACAAUGAAAGGGCAGGAAGGCUACAGUAUUGAAAUCUCUAGCAUGAAAGAUUCAGAGAGAGUGCAGUGAUAUAUAUAAAUGAAAUAAUAUAAUUGUAAUUGUGUUCAUAUUUAAAUGUGUGUUACUUUAAUAACUUUAUUAUGUAACUUAGUAUAUUAGAAACCUAAGAUAUAAAAUUACUGUGAAUGUAAAAAAUAAGGCAAGUAUAAUUGUUAGAAUAUAAAAUCUGAGCAUUCUCUAAUGAGAGCUCCCAAAUUAUUUAAGUACAAGGAAUGUUUAUUCAUUUUCUGCACUAUAGUGUAUGCAGUAGAGAAUACCUUGUUAAUGAGAGAUACUUAGGAUAUAGUAGUAUUGGCUUUGCAUUUUUAUAACAUAACUUGCUUCA
Molecule: messenger RNA, 3674 nt
Organism: Trichechus manatus latirostris (Florida manatee)
Lineage: Eukaryota; Metazoa; Chordata; Mammalia; Sirenia; Trichechidae
Gene: MTMR7
Product: myotubularin related protein 7
Exons: 14
Coding region: 66-2045 (659 amino acids)
Biological process (GO): phosphatidylinositol dephosphorylation
Cellular component (GO): cytoplasm; membrane
Molecular function (GO): phosphatidylinositol-3,5-bisphosphate phosphatase activity; phosphatidylinositol-3-phosphate phosphatase activity
Source: RefSeq, a predicted model, not a curated record